Molecule: messenger RNA, 2046 nt
Organism: Bombyx mori (domestic silkworm)
Lineage: Eukaryota; Metazoa; Arthropoda; Insecta; Lepidoptera; Bombycidae
Gene: Droj2
Product: DnaJ (Hsp40) homolog 2
Biological process (GO): protein refolding; response to heat
Cellular component (GO): cytoplasm; cytosol
Molecular function (GO): ATP binding; Hsp70 protein binding
Source: RefSeq, marked provisional
GCAAAGUAUCCUCGUGUCUUUCUUUUCACGCUAAAUACAGUAUAAUAGUGAUAAUUAUUUAGAAAUAACAGCCGAUUCGAUAUUUAAUUUUGUGAUUUGUGCAUUUAAUUGUGAACAUACUUAGGCAUAAUAAAAAUGGUUAAGGAGACCACAUAUUAUGACAUUUUGGGCGUGAAACCAAAUUGCACCACUGAUGAAUUAAAGAAAGCCUAUCGAAAAUUAGCUCUAAAAUACCACCCUGACAAGAACCCAAAUGAGGGUGAGAAAUUUAAACAGAUAUCUCAGGCCUAUGAGGUGCUCUCGAAUCCUGACAAAAGGCGAAUUUAUGAUCAAGGUGGUGAACAAGCAUUAAAGGAAGGGGGUGGUAGUGGUGGUGGAUUUUCUUCACCAAUGGAUCUCUUUGACAUGUUCUUUGGAGGUGGAUUUAGUGGAGGUAGACGCCGCAAGGAACGCAAAGGCAAAGAUGUAAUUCAUCAAUUAUCAGUAACAUUGGAGGAGUUGUACUGUGGCACAGUCAGAAAACUGACGCUUCAAAAGAACGUGAUCUGUGAGAAAUGUGAGGGACGUGGUGGUAAAAAGGGUGCAGUUCAAACUUGUCCAGUGUGCCGUGGCUCUGGUAUGCAAGUACAAAUUCAACAGCUAGGCCCGGGUAUGAUACAGCAGAUUCAAACAGUAUGCUGCGAAUGCCGUGGACAAAAAGAGAUUGUAGAUCCUAAAGACCGUUGCAAAGUCUGUGAGGGACGUAAAAUAGUACGUGAUCGUAAAAUUCUUGAAGUUCAUGUGGAUAAAGGUAUGGUUGAUGGGCAAAAGAUUGUGUUUAGUGGAGAAGGUGAUCAAGAACCAAAUCUUGAACCUGGCGACCUCAUUAUUGUUUUGGAUGAAAAGGAACAUGGAAUAUUUAAACGUUCUGGAAAUGAUCUCAUUUUACGCAUGAACAUAGAACUUGUGGAAGCUUUGUGUGGUUUCCAAAAAGUAAUAAGGACUCUGGAUGAAAGAGACAUUGUUAUAACUGUGAUGCCUGGUGAGGUUACCAAACAUGGUGAAGUCAAGUGUGUACUGAACGAAGGAAUGCCUAUGUACAAAAAUCCAUUUGAAAAAGGACAACUGAUUGUACAAUUCAUUGUUAAUUUCCCAUCGCGUGUUCCGCCAGAAUUAAUUCCUGCAUUGGAAAACUGUCUACCUGCUCGACCUAGGGUUGAAAUACCUGAAUUGGCUGAAGAAUGCCAAUUGAUGGACUUCGUUCCUGAACAAGAGAUGCGAAGAGACCGUCAACGAGGCAACGCGUAUGACGAAGAUGAUGAGCAUCCUGGAUUAAACAGAGUCCAAUGUGCAACUAGCUAAAGUUACUAUGACAGUGUUUGGAUUUUCGGUGGACCUGAUAUGUUUUAAAUUUCAAUAGUAUUAGGCAUAUGCUGCUGAAAAAUGAAUCAGAAACAUUUCCAUUAUUUGCUACUUAGCUUUACUUGUAGCAAUUUUACUUUAAGUAGGACAAUUAACAUUCAAAUACCAUGUACCAUAUAUUUAUUAAAAGCAAAUUCGAGAAAAAUUUCGAUUUUGUAUCCACAUAAAAUCCAUAUUAGUUAUAGAAAAUCUGGGUCCAUUGAUAAAGGUUUUUUAGUUUGACAUAAAAACUGUGAUUUUUGGUUAGCCUUAAUGAUUUAAAUUUUACAAGUGUGCCUCAAGAUCUUUUCAAGAACUUUACAGUGUGUUAGUUCUUAGCAUUCAAUCAAAUCUUUAUAGAAUAACUAUAUUCAAUGGACAACACAAAAUCUUAAAUUUUAUGGUGAUUUGAUACAUUACAUACUAAAUUGUUUUUAGCCCCAGCUAAUCCUGAAAUAUUGUUUAAAUUAUUUAAGAAUAUUCUCAAAAUGUCGAAUGCUUCUUUUGGUUAAAACAAAAACACAUACACAAAAAAAUCACAUUCACACCUGGGCUCUGAUUAUUGUUACAUUUUGAGUUUCAUUAAUAUUUGCAACAUUAAGCAACUAUUCUUUUUUUUAUUAUACCAUGUCUUAUAAAAUUAUUCUCUAAUGUACUCAAUUGCUU